This is a messenger RNA of Orycteropus afer afer, 3296 nucleotides long. NCBI's taxonomy places the organism in Eukaryota, Metazoa, Chordata, Mammalia, Tubulidentata, Orycteropodidae. The record is from RefSeq and is a predicted model, not a curated record.
GCCUGCUCUUUAGUCAUCUGAGCGCCCCGACUGUGCCACCCUAAGGGCCAUGGAGAAUGAAUUACCAGUCCCACAUACAUCUAGCAGCGCCAGCGUCGCCAGCAGUACCAGCGGAGUCACUAGCAGCAGUGGCAGCAACAGUAGCAACAGUGGUGGCAGUGGCCGCCCUACGGGCCCCCAGAUUUCUGUGUAUAGUGGCAUUCCUGACCGGCAGACCGUGCAGGUGAUCCAGCAGGCCCUGCACAGACAGCCCAGCACCGCAGCUCAGUACCUGCAGCAGAUGUACGCCGCCCAGCAGCAGCACCUCAUGCUGCAGACGGCAGCACUGCAGCAGCAGCACCUCAGCAGCGCGCAGCUCCAGAGCCUGGCGGCUGUGCAGCAGGCAAGCCUGGUGUCCAACAGGCAAGGGAGCUCUUCAGGCAGCAGUGUAUCUGCACAGGCACCAGCCCAGUCAUCCUCGAUCAAUCUGGCAGCCUCCCCAGCCCAACUCAUCAACCGGGCUCAGAGUGUCAACUCAGCAACAGCCUCAGGCAUUGCCCAGCAGGCUGUGCUCUUGGGCAACACAUCUUCUCCAGCCCUGACUGCAAGCCAAGCACAGAUGUAUCUAAGGGCACAGAUGGUACAGAACUUGACCCUCCGAACACAGCAGACACCAACUGCAGCAACCUCGGGCCCCACCCCCACUCAGCCUGUCCUGCCCAGCUUGGCCCUGAAACCCACGCCAGGUGGCAGCCAGCCUCUGCCUGCCCCAUCACAGGGCAGAAACUCUGCUCAGGGUUCCCCUGCAGGCACCAAACCUGGCAUAACUGACAGUGUGAUGGAGCCACUCAAGAAAGGAGAUGGCAACAACGGUGUGCCAGGGAGCAUAGAGGGCCGGACUGGGCUCAGCCGAAUGGUGCCUACUGUGGCUACCCACCCCCUCAUUGCACCAGCCUAUGCUCAGCUACAGCCACACCAGCUCCUCUCACAGCCACCAUCAAAGCACCUGCAGCCCCAAUUUGUGAUCCAGCAGCAGCAACACCAACCACAGCAGCAGCAGACCCAGCAGUCACGGCCUGUGCUCCAGCCCCCGUCCCAGCCCCAGCUCGCCUCAGUCCCUCCAAGCUUGGCCCUGCAGCCCAGCUCAGAAGCCCAUGCCAUGCCACUAGGCCCAGUUACACCCACCCUGCCACUCCAGUGCCCCACUGCCAGUCUGCACAAGCCUGCCAGCAGUCAGCAAUGUCACCCUCCCACACCUGAUGCUGGAUCUCAUAAUGGACAUCCUGAGGGCCUGUCCCAUAUCCCUCAACGCAGGUUCCAGCACACAUCAGCUGUCAUCUUACAACUACAACCUGCUUCACCAGUGCCCCAGCAGUGUGCCCCAGAUGACUGGAAGGAGGUGGUACCAGGGGAGAAGAGUGUGCCCGAGAUUCGUUCUGGCCCAUCACCACAUCAGCAAGCCAUCAUCACUGCCAUGCCUGGUAGCCUGCCUGUACCCAAGAGCCCUAACAGCCAGCAUUCCCCAGCUCACGAGACAGGGCAGGGCAUUGUUCAUGCACUGACCGACCUCAGCAGCCCCGGCAUGACCUCAGGGAACGGAAACUCUGCCUCCAGCAUCACUGGCACUGCCCCCCAGAAUGGUGAGAAUAAACCACCACAGGCCAUUGUGAAACCCCAAAUCCUGACGCAUGUUAUCGAAGGGUUUGUGAUCCAGGAGGGGGCGGAGCCUUUCCCGGUGGGACGCUCGUCCCUGCUGGUGGGGAAUCUCAAGAAGAAGUAUGCACAGGGGUUCUUGCCUGAGAAACUUCCACAGCAGGAUCAUACCACCACCACUGACUCCGAGAUGGAGGAGCCCUAUCUGCAAGAAUCCAAAGAGGAGGGUACUCCCCUCAAACUCAAGUGUGAGCUCUGUGGCCGGGUGGACUUUGCUUACAAGUUCAAGCGUUCCAAGCGCUUCUGUUCCAUGGCUUGUGCAAAAAGGUACAAUGUGGGAUGCACCAAAAGAGUGGGACUUUUCCACUCAGACCGGAGCAAGCUGCAGAAGGCAGGAGCCACAACCCACAACCGCCGUCGGGCCAGCAAAGCCAGUCUGCCAACGCUCACCAAGGAUACCAAGAAGCAGCCAACAGGCACCGUACCCCUUUCAGUUACUGCUGCAUUGCAGCUAGCACACAGCCAGGAAGACUCCAGCCGUUGUUCUGAUAACUCAAGCUAUGAGGAACCCUUGUCACCCAUCUCAGCCAGCUCAUCUACCUCCCGCCGGCGACAAGGCCAGCGGGACCUGGAGCUCCCUGAUAUGCACAUGCGGGACCUGGUGGGCAUGGGACACCACUUUCUGCCAAGCGAGCCCACCAAAUGGAACGUAGAAGAUGUCUAUGAGUUCAUCCGCUCUCUGCCAGGCUGCCAGGAGAUUGCAGAGGAAUUCCGUGCCCAGGAGAUUGAUGGGCAAGCCCUGCUGCUACUCAAGGAGGACCACCUGAUGAGUGCUAUGAACAUCAAGCUGGGGCCGGCCCUGAAGAUCUAUGCUCGAAUCAGCAUGCUCAAAGACUCCUAGGGCUGGCCAGGACCGCCAGGAUUCUGGCCCAGGGCUCCGCCUCCUGACUGAGCAGAGCCGCACAGACAUUCCUGAGAGGCCCAGAAAUGGGGCUGUUUGGAGGGAAGGGGCUCUCUUGAUGGGGCAUGGCUGCGGGGAGGUCUUGGUGCUGCCCCAGUGGCUCUCAGGGGCCUUUCAUUUAUGUGGGAGGGGCAUAGAGGUAGGUGGCGCAGAAGAUGGGGCUUUAUGCUUGUAAAUAUUGAUAGCACUGGCUUCCUCCAAAGUCCCAAUACUUUAGCCCCGCUCUCUUCCCCUCUCUCUGUCCCCCAUUUUCAAGGGGGUAUACAGUCAGGGCUCCCCAACCUGAGUUGGGUUACUCUUCCAAGGGCAGCCAGCAGGCCUGGAUGGAGGCCUUGAAAGCCCUUGCCUGCCUUCCUCCCUCUUCUCUCUCUAGGCCUGGUUAACUCUUCCGUUGCCAGCUUCUCCCCCUUUAGCCUCUUUCUGAAGUAGCCAGGGUUCUCCCCGUACACCCUCUGCAGGUGGAGAGAGAGAAGCUGGGCCCAGUUUGGCCACGCCUGCUGGCACAGACGCCUUAACGCUGUAUGACUGUAUGACUGUGUGGGAGCCUGGACUGACAGAUAGGCGAGAGCUACCCUCUGGCAUCUCCAGGUGUUUUGUAGCAAACAGCCACUUAGUGCUUUGUCCUGGACUCCACUCAGCCUCAGGGUGGUAGGGAAUAGGAAAGAAGAGCAGCCUCAGUACCAGGAGGCAGGAUCAGAAAGAG